CCCUGUUUAUUUAGUGCCGGCUUACCACCUGUAAGGCGGCAGGCUGUCUGCGGCUCUGGAGGGCAAGGUUCGGGCAGCAUUACGGCAUAAGUGAGAAAUCAAACUUAUAUAACGAGAUCGCCCGAGUUAGACCACGCGACUCCAUCAAGGAUAGCAUUAGUGUAAAGGAAAACGGCCUCGUGUAUCCCAGCGUCUCCGAUGAUUCGCGUGUCUCAAACGGCGUUGUCUUAUCCCCAAACACUGUCGUAAUGAGAGAGCUGCUACGCCGGAACCUUGAUGAAGCUGCUCAUCGCCGAGAUGAUGAUGGCCGACAAGUCAGUCUAUGCCCCUUACAUAUAUAGCAUCCCGAAAGGGACGUUCAUCCCGAGCCACCUCACCUUGAUCAACGAAAGCUCAUCUCGGUUCUCUCUACAGCCGUCGCGUGGCAUGCCACUUCGGGAUCUCAACCAGGCCCUAGAUGAGUUUUAUGACACUCGUGCUAUGCGAUACACGGUUGACCGGUGGGUGGAGAAGUACCCUGUCCAUUCUGCAGUGACAGACGAUGCGGACGACAGGUGGAUGUCGACAUGAACCAGGGAAUGCCGCGAGCAAUAAUUCUGCCUAUUACACCGAAGGUGGUUAGGCUGAUAUAUGGGUAUUAAUCGGACUGGGCAGCGAAGUAUCGUACUCCUCCUACGUUCUCCGGGCGUCUUUCGUGCAGGUCAUGGAUCCGUGCUUCCUUGUAUUCGGGGUUAGCCUGAUGUUAUUGACGAAUACUGUCUCUCUUUGUAAACAAUGCCCUUGUGAGAAAAUAGACGUGUUGAGUGACCUUGC
Messenger RNA from Durotheca rogersii, 813 nucleotides. RefSeq lists its product as uncharacterized. The transcript has 4 exons. Lineage: Eukaryota; Fungi; Ascomycota; Sordariomycetes; Xylariales; Xylariaceae. Bases 277 to 570 code for a protein of 97 amino acids. The record is from RefSeq and is a predicted model, not a curated record.